Chinchilla lanigera (long-tailed chinchilla) is the source of this 1480-nucleotide messenger RNA. RefSeq names its product aldo-keto reductase family 7, member A2 (gene Akr7a2). Gene Ontology annotation, molecular function: oxidoreductase activity. The record is from RefSeq and is a predicted model, not a curated record. Lineage: Eukaryota; Metazoa; Chordata; Mammalia; Rodentia; Chinchillidae.
CAAAGCGGCCCCUGGCGCAGGCGCAGUCCUGAUGCUGCGCUUAGUGUCUUGGGCUGCGAAUCGCGCUGCGGUCCGCUCGGAGCCAAGUUCCCGGCUGGCCGAGUGCCGCACAGUCGUCAUGUCCCGGCCGCCGCCGCCACGCGCCACCGGGGGCAACCCAGCCCGGCCCGGCACGGUGCUGGGUACCAUGGAGAUGGGGCGCCGCAUGGACGCGUCCUCCAGCGCCGCGUCCGUGCGCGCCUUCCAGGAGCGCGGCUACACGGAGCUAGACACGGCCUUCAUGUAUGGCGACGGCCAGUCCGAGAGCAUCCUGGGCGGCCUCGGGCUCGGGCUGGGCGGCAAAGACUGCGGAGUGAAAAUUGCCACCAAGGCCAACCCUUGGGAUGGAAAGACACUGAAGCCUGACAGUGUGCGGUCGGCAUGUACAAUGCCACCACCAGGCAGGUGGAAACAGAGCUCUUCCCCUGCCUCAAGCACUUCGGAUUGCGGUUCUACGCCUACAACCCUUUGGCCGGGGGCCUGCUCACCGGCAAGUACAAGUACGAGGACAAGGAUGGGAAACAGCCCGUGGGCCGCUUCUUUGGAAACAGCUGGUCUGAGACCUACAGGAAUCGGUUCUGGAAGGAGCACCACUUCAAGGCCAUCGCCCUGGUGGAGAAGGCCCUGCAGGCCACCUAUGGCUGCAGCGCCCCCAGCGUGACCUCAGCCGCCCUGCGCUGGAUGUACCACCACUCCCAGCUGCAGGGCGCCCACGGGGACGCGGUCAUCCUGGGCAUGUCCAGCCUGGAGCAGCUGCAGCAGAACCUGGCCGCUGUGGAGGAGGGGCCCCUGGAGCCGGCUGUGGUGCAGGCCUUUGAUCAGGCCUGGAACCUGGUUGCCCAUGAGUGUCCCAACUACUUCCGCUAGGCCCGAUGUGACUCCAGGUGCCAAAGGCUUCUCUGUCUGCUCUUUGAGUCUCUGACCCUGGCCGUUUUGCCUUAAGCUGCCUUAGCGCGGUCUUUCCCGCUGGCCUCAAUCAUGCAGUCUUCUCUAGAUCCCUGCCCCGCUCCCUGCUGCCCUGCACCAGGGAAAGGCUGGGGCUCAGUCCUCCGGGAGCGCUUGUGUCUCAAUAAAGCAGCGCUGGCCCAGCCACAGCCCUGGCCUGGCGAAGCACCAGCUGUCUUGUCUCCUUGUGUCACUGCCUCUUGGGAGCCUGCCUGGGCCUCCAAGGAAGGGCGGAGCCGUGAGCUGGGGUCUCCAGAGGGCAGAGGUUGUGGGGCAGGCUCGGGAGCGCCCUGGCCUUGUCCAGGUCUCCUUGCUCCUUGUCCUGAGCCCCGCCCGGGCUCUCUGUCUCAUACACGUGAGGGGGAAAGUGGGCCAGGCAGCCUGGAGUAGCUUUUCUCUCAUUCAGGACUGCAGCACCAAAUACUCAGAAAUGGGACAGUUUGGGCAAAAGCUCCCUGUAGAGGCACCACUAAAUAAAGAAUGAUACUUCUCAGAA